Vigna radiata var. radiata (mung bean) is the source of this 750-nucleotide messenger RNA. RefSeq names its product mitochondrial import inner membrane translocase subunit TIM14-1. Gene Ontology annotation, molecular function: ATPase activator activity. Lineage: Eukaryota; Viridiplantae; Streptophyta; Magnoliopsida; Fabales; Fabaceae. Gene Ontology annotation, cellular component: PAM complex, Tim23 associated import motor. The record is from RefSeq and is a predicted model, not a curated record. Bases 143 to 481 code for a protein of 112 amino acids. Gene Ontology annotation, biological process: protein import into mitochondrial matrix. The transcript is spliced from 3 exons.
UCUAAUCUAGGCGAACCCUAAAGCUAAUUCCCGAGUUCGUGUGUUCAGCCUUUCUUCUUCCCUCAGCAGAGAGUUAGAGGCAUUCAGAACCUGUGAAUGAAAAGCGCCAACAUUUCUCUUCAGUCCUUCAACUUCCCCGGGAAUGGCUACACCAUUUCUUGCUGGUCUUGCCGUAGCUGCUGCAGCACUUGCAGGAAGGUAUGGCGUCCAAGCAUGGCAAGCAUUCAAGGCUCGACCCCCAAAACCCAGAGUGCGUAGGUUCUACGAUGGUGGUUUCCAACCUACAAUGACUAGGAGAGAAGCAUCUCUAAUAUUAGGCAUCCGGGAAAGUGCAACUGCAGAUAAGGUGAAAGAAGCACACAGAAGAGUAAUGGUUGCAAACCAUCCUGAUGCUGGUGGAAGUCAUUACCUUGCUUCCAAAAUAAAUGAAGCAAAAGAUGUCAUGCUAGGGAAGGGAAAAGGAAGUGGAUCUGCAUUUUAACAGAGUUGCAAUGUCUUAAUUUUAACCCAAAGUUUUUAUAUAUAUAUAUAUAUAUAUAUAUAUAUAUUUUUUUUUUUUCUUAUGAAAUACAGAAAUAGGAAUUCAUUUAGUUUAUAAACAUUGUAGUCAAAUACUGAGUGGUAAUGAAAGACUCGGGAUGUACAUAGAUGGCGCAGCAGACUUCUCAAAGCACCUGGAUAUUAAGUUGCUGUCAAAUAUUGUAAUAAUGAGUGGUAAUGAAAGACUCGGGAUGUGGUUCGUUGGGAGAA